AUGUCGUCAAGAAAAUCAAAGGCAAUUGGUAUUGAUCUUGGGACUACCUAUUGUUGUGUGGCUUAUUAUUCAAACGACAAGGUUGAGAUAAUCAGUGAUGACGCUGGGAAUAGAACUACACCAUCAUAUGUUUCCUUCAGUAAAGAAGGUAGGUUACUUGGACAGUCUGCUAAGAAUAAUGCUUCUAAAAACUUGAGGAGCACCGUGUUCUCAGCCAAAAGAUUCAUAGGUAGAAAUUUCAAUGAUAUUUCGGUUCAGAAUGACAUCAGACAUAUGCCAUUUGAUGUUGUAAAUCAGAAUGGAAAACCAGUAUUCAGGUUGGAAUAUAAGGGAGAAAUGAAGCUAUUUUUUCCCGAAGAAAUUUCAGCGAUGGUUCUAGUGGAAAUGAAAACACUAGCUGAGAGGCGUCUUAAGGAAGUAAUAACAGACGCAGUGAUUACGGUGCCUGCCUAUUUCAACGAUUCUCAAAGACGAGCUACAAAGGACGCUGGUAGAAUAGCCGGACUCAACGUCCUAAGGAUCAUAAAUGAGCCUACUGCAGCUGCAUUUGCAUAUGGAUUGAACACUCGUAAUGAUAAUAUCCCGUCUCGCAAUGUUCUCAUCUUUGACUUGGGAGGUGGAACUUUAGACGUCUCUUUGGUAACAACUAAUAAUAAGGAUGGGGUCUUUGAUGUGAAAGCAACUUCUGGUAAUACUCACUUGGGAGGGGAAGAUUUUAAUAAUAGGCUUCUCGGGCACUUAGUUCAUCAAGUAAAGCAGAAAACGGGAAGAGAUGUUUCUUCCGAACCCAAGGCACUUGGUAGACUAAGAAGAGCGUGUGAGUCUACAAAGAAACGGUUGGGUGUUAGCGAAAAAGUUAAUAUUGAACUUGAAGCGUUACUUCCCGGCUCAGAUUUUACUACAACAAUCACAAGGCAAGAGUUUGAAUAUCUCUGUCAAGACCUCCUUAAUUCUAUCUUGAGACCAGUGAAACAAGUUCUCGCGGAUUCUGGUAUAGAUAGGUCGCAAGUUGAUGAAGUGGUUUUAGUAGGAGGUUCAACCAGAAUUCCUAUUGUUAGGAAGAAAGUGUCAGGUUUUUUCGGUGGGAAAAGACCAUGUCAAUCGAUAAAUCCAGAUGAAGCAGUAGCCUAUGGUGCAGCCAUUCAAGCAUCUAUCUUAUCGGGAGAAUCUUCAAAAUCAGAUAAUGGUGCUAUAGUCUUACUAGAAGUGGCGCCUCUAUCCCUAGGAGUAGAAACAAGAGGAGGGUUAAUGACCAAUCUUAUUUCAAGAAACACAGCCAUUCCUAACUCUGUUACCAGGCUUUUUACUACAAGCACCGAUAAUCAAUCCGCUGUUCAAAUCCAGGUGUUUGAAGGAGAAAGAUCACUUACGAAACAUAACAAUUUGUUAGGACUGUUUUCAUUAACUAAUAUACCCCCUGCUCCACAGGCAGUACCACGAAUUGAAGUAACCUUUACUGUAAAUGAUAAUGGUAUUCUAGAAGUUUCUGCUGUUGAAGUACGGUCUGGAAUCUCACAUCAGAUUACGAUUAGAAACAAUCAGAGCAGAUUGCCAGAAGCUGAGAUACAGAAGCUUAUCAGUGAAGCGGAGGUAUAUCGGGAAGCAGAUUUGCUUACAAGAGAACGUCUUGAAGCCAGAGACAACCUAGAGAGGUUUGCUGUAAGCCUCCGAAGAACAGCAAAAAGACAAGAUAAUCUCGGUACUCAACAAAGAGAGGAUUUGUUAGUUAUGAUUGAGCAAAUUGGCUGGUUGAAUAUCACAGACGAAACAACCACCAAAGAAAUGAGAGGACGACUUGAUAGGUUAAAGAAUUUGUCGGAAGCGUAUCAUCUUUCUUAA
This is a messenger RNA of Scheffersomyces stipitis CBS 6054, 1839 nucleotides long. It is a transcript of the gene HSP70.3, whose product is annotated as Molecular chaperones HSP70/HSC70, HSP70 superfamily Heat-shock protein 70 (HSP72). The transcript is spliced from 2 exons. NCBI's taxonomy places the organism in Eukaryota, Fungi, Ascomycota, Pichiomycetes, Serinales, Debaryomycetaceae. The coding region runs from base 1 to 1839 and encodes 612 amino acids. Gene Ontology annotation, molecular function: misfolded protein binding; ATP-dependent protein folding chaperone; heat shock protein binding. The record is from RefSeq and is a predicted model, not a curated record. Gene Ontology annotation, biological process: vesicle-mediated transport; cellular response to unfolded protein; protein refolding. Gene Ontology annotation, cellular component: plasma membrane; cytoplasm; cytosol.